GUGCCCUUUGGUUGUGGGAAGGGGGGCAUUGAACCUAUGGAGAGAUAUGGACCUGUUCACAAUCCAGCCUCCGGCAGAACUAUUUCCCAGUCGCGGGCUGUCAGUGUCAGCUGCGAUUCCGCCGUUGGAUCGAGGGUCUUUGGUUCUUGUCGCUGACCGGAGGACUUUGCCAGUCGAUCGAUGCGCCGCAGUCCGGUUCACGGCUUAAUUCCACGAGUAAACUACUUUCUUUCCCCCUCUUCCACAAAAAGUUUCCACUCGGGAUCAGAACUUUCUGGACGACCAUGUCCCGAAUGUUGAGCCAUGACCUGCCCGACAUCGAGAAUCUGUUGUUGCUAAAUCCACGGGUGAAGACAUGUGCCUCCCUACGAUCGACAGCAACAACCAAGAUAGACAAAGCACAUUGGAAACGGAACCCUGCAAAGAACUGCUCUAGCCAUGAGAAGCUGGAGAAUAAUUUUGAUGACAUCAAACACACCACUCUCAGUGAGCGAGGAGCACUCCGUGAAGCAAUGAGAUGUCUGAAGUGUGCUGACGCUCCGUGUCAGAAGAGCUGCCCAACUAAUCUGGACAUAAAGUCAUUUAUCACCAGUAUCGCAAACAAGAAUUACUAUGGUGCUGCCAAAACCAUUCUGUCUGACAAUCCCCUGGGUCUGACUUGUGGGAUGGUAUGUCCAACAUCUGACCUCUGUGUGGGAGGAUGCAAUUUACAUGCAUCUGAAGAAGGAGCUAUUAACAUCGGGGGUCUCCAACAAUUUGCCACAGAGGUGUUCAAAGAGAUGAAAAUUCCUCAGAUUCGGAAUCCAUCGCUUCCCCCUCCUGAAGAAUUGCCUGAAAGCUACCAUGCUAAAAUCGCCCUAAUCGGAUGUGGGCCCGCCAGUAUCAGUUGUGCUUCAUUUUUGGCUCGGUUGGGCUAUUCGGACAUCACUAUAUUUGAAAAGGAGAAUUACAUUGGAGGUCUGAGCACGUCUGAGAUCCCACAGUUCAGAUUGCCUUAUGAUGUUGUCAAGUUUGAAAUCAAGCUGAUGAAAGACCUCGGAGUGAAGGUUGUCCAUGGUAAAGGUCUUGGAAUUGAGGGAAUGACUCUGGAGAGCUUAAAGGAAGAUGGUUACAAAGUAGUCUUCAUUGGUAUAGGUUUACCGGAGCCAAAGCGAGAUCUCAUCUUUGAAGGCUUAACAGUGGAACAUGGCUUCUACACAUCCAAGGAAUUCCUACCCCUUGUUGCAAAAGCCAGCAAAGCAGGAAUGUGUGCCUGUCUAUGCUGUCUUCCAACACUACGGGGCACAGUCAUUGUCCUUGGUGCUGGAGACACAGCCUUUGACUGUGCAACAUCUGCACUACGCUGUGGGGCCCACCGAGUGUUCGUGGCUUUUCGGAAAGGAUUUACCUGUAUCAGGGCUGUCCCAGAGGAGGUGGAACUAGCAAAAGAAGAGAGAUGUGAGUUUUUGCCUUACAUGUCACCACGAAAAAUUAUUCUGAAAGGUCAGCGGAUUUCUGCAAUUGAGUUUGUCCGUACGGAGCAGAAUGAUGCUGGAGAUUGGGUUGAAGAUGAGGACCAGCUUAUUCGUUUGAAGGCAAAUGUUGUCAUCAGUGCUUUUGGCUCCAUCAUCUCCAAUUCUUCGGUGAAAGAAGCCAUGGCCAACAUCAAGUUUAACAGAUGGGGUUUCGUCGACACCGAUUCGGAAACCAUGCAAACAAAUGAGCAUUGGGUCUUUGCAGGAGGGGACAUCGCCGGUCUGGCUAACACUACAGUGGAGUCUGUGAAUGAUGGAAAGCAAGCAUCCUGGCACAUUCACAAAUAUUUACAGGCACAACAUGGUCAUUCAGUUACUGGGGAUCCUGAACUACCUCUUUUCUACACACCUAUUGACCUCGUGGACAUUAGUGUGGAGGUAGCUGGGUUGAAAUUCCUGAAUCCCUUUGGAGUAGCCAGUGCCGCUCCGACAACUAAUUCUGUAAUGAUGCGAAGAGCUUUGGAUGCUGGCUGGGCCUUUGCUCUCACUAAAACCUUCUCGCUGGAUAAGGACAUUGUGACCAAUGUUUCUCCAAGAAUUAUACGUGGAAUGACUUCCGGCCCAGUCUAUGGCCCUGGACAAACUUCUUUCCUUAACAUCGAGCUCAUCAGUGAGAAGACCUGCGCGUAUUGGUGCAAAAGCGUCACUGAAUUAAAAGCUGACUUUCCAAAUAGGAUCAUUAUUGCCAGUCUCAUGUGCACAUACAACAAGGAUGAUUGGACAGAGCUUGCGAAAAUGGCAGAGGAUUCUGGUGCAGAUGCUUUGGAAUUAAACUUGUCCUGCCCACAUGGCAUGGGCGAAAGAGGAAUGGGACUGGCCUGUGGACAGGAUCCAAAGCUGGUGCAAAACAUCUGCCGCUGGGUGCGACAAGCUGUUAAGAUUCCGUUCUUUGCCAAGCUGACCCCGAACGUCACCAACAUUGUAGACAUAGCGAAAGCAGCUGAGGAAGGUGGUGCAGAUGGCGUUACCGCAAUCAACACGGUGUCUGGGCUGAUAGGGGUGCUUGCAGAUGGCACACCUGUGCCAGCCGUUGGUAAAGCCAAGCAGACCACAUAUGGCGGCGUGUCUGGGAUUUCAGUGAGGCCAACUGCUUUAAAGGCAGUAUCCAGCAUUGCUCAGGCAAUACCAGACUUUCCUGUCCUAGCUGCUGGAGGGAUUGAUUCGGCUGAGGCAGGGCUCCAGUUUCUGCACUGUGGUGCUUCGCUGCUGCAGGUGUGUAGCGCAAUUCAGAACCAGGACUUCACGUUAAUUGAUGACUAUUGCACAGGGCUGAAGACACUGUUGUAUCUAAAAAGCAUCAAUGAACUGCAGCAUUGGGAUGGACAGAGCCCCCCAACCAUGUGUCAUCAGAAAGGAAAGCCAGUCGCUAAUAUCACUGGAAUAAUCGGACAGCGGCUGCCCAAUUUUGGCCCUUACCUGGAACAGCGCAAGAAAAUUAUAGCUGAGCAGAAACUCUGUAUGAAGGAGCAGAGUGAAGUGGUUGAUGAAGGACCAUACACAGUCAAGAAACCUAUUCAACGAGUCCAGGAAGUAAUUGGCAGAACCCUGUCACGUAUCGGUACCUAUGGAGUGCUCAAUAACAAGGAGCAUGUGGUAGCUUUGAUUGAUGAGGAGAUGUGCAUUAACUGUGGCAAAUGCUACCUGACUUGUAAUGACUCUGGUUAUCAGGCCAUAACCUUUGAUGCCAAGAAGCACCUUCCUCGAGUAACUGCAGACUGCACAGGGUGCACUCUUUGCUAUAGUGUCUGCCCUAUCAUUGAUUGCAUUAGAAUGGUUCCUCGUUUAACGCCUUACAUACCUAUAAGAGGUAUUCCUCUAGCAGUCUAACAAGUUUGUUCGGUCGACUUCGUCUGGAUUGGAAACAUGACUUAAUAUCCAUAUCUUUCCAUAAAUAUUGAUUUAGUCAUUCGUGUUAUAAUAUGACAAACCACUGUUAUUUCUAAAGCAUUGAUUUUAUCUUACCAAAGCUAGUUACCAUGGUCUUAGGCUACAUUAGAAAAAAACUGGGCUAUUAUUAAGUAAUAGCAUUGAGGUCAGCCAUGAAAUAAGACAAUGGCACUUGGAUUACAAUCUAUAUGCCCAUAAGUAUAAUUUUUAGUGAAAUUACAUCAGUUGUUAACAGGCUUUUACUUAGUUAGCGAUUUCUAAUGUCUACUGGCAACAGAAAAUGUGAAAGGGGCUUCACCAGUAUUUUACUGGAAAGUUCAUGGUUCCUAAGUUCCAGGAGCAGAAUUAGUCCGCUUGGCCCAUCAAGUCUACUCUGCCAUUCAAUUACGGCUGAUCUAUUUCUCCCUCUCAACCCCAUUCUCCUGCCUACUCCUCAUAACUGCUGACACCCUUAUUAAUAAAGAAUCUGUCAAUCUCUGCCUUAAAAAUAUCCACUUACUUGGCCUCCACAGCCGUCUGUGGCAAUGAAUUCCACAGAUUCACCACUCUCUGCAUAUAGAAAUUUCUCCUCGUCUCGUUUCUAAAGGUACAUCCUUUUAAUCUGAGGCUACAGCUUCUGAUCCGAGACUCUCGCACUAGUGGAAACAUCCUCUCCAAAUUCACUCUGUCCAGAUUGUUUCACUGUUAGGUAAGUUAGAGUAUUUCAUUAAUAAGUGUUUUGUUUUAUGUAGGGGAACAGACAGGCACAGUCUAUUAAAUGCCUGACAUUUACAUUGACUCUCAAUGUGGUGGAUAUGUAUUCAGUAAUAUUCCAGUAUAUUGAUAAUGUCUGCAUUGAGUGUCCUUGUGGAACUCACAUUUGCCAUUUAACUCACUAAGAUCCUUAGAACCUGCUGUUUUCUUGCCUAUCAUUAAUUCAUAUAAUUUGAUUCAGAUCCUACAUUUUUGCAACUAUCUUGAAACCAAUUACUGUGAAAUAAAAGAAGGAUUCUAAAACUGCAAGAGAAAAUUGAAAUUUUAUUUUAAUCUGAAAUUUAUCCUUGUUUCCAAAUCAAUAAGUGUGUGUAUAAAGGAAUGAUGUUUAAUAAUGAAUACAUUUAUAAACAAGCGAUUACAGGUAUUUUGUGCUUUAAGCAAUGUUAAACAUGAUCCAUUCACAACUCAACCUGUACAAAUCACACAAUCUGACAAUAGUUUCAUCUAGUUGUUAAUUUUGUUUAUUUCUGAUUUGAUGUUGAAUUUAUUGCGUGAUCGUGCCUCCAUUUUGCUGACUCCAAUAGUUAUAAAUGCAGAUUAAAUUGAAUUAAUUGUUUAUGCAGGUCACGGAUACAGAUAUAUUGCAUUAGUGUGGUUGCCAUUUUUAAUAUCUAAUAACUUGGCAUCCUUCAUCAUACUUUGUGUACAAUCUCAAUGUAAAUUUUGUUUUGCAAUUGAAAUAAGAGGUAAGUUUUUGAAUUGUGGCAACAUCAUCUGUUCAAUGCAACCACUCACGGAAGAACAAUUUGGAUUAUACAAGCUCAUUUUUUUCUUGUAUUAAUUUGUUUAAUCCUUGAAAGCUUUUCCUUCAUCUCUUCAUCCUUCCCAUGUCUAACCAAAUUAAGGAUUUUACAGAAAAUCCCAAUUUGCGGGUUUGCAUUUUGAAUAAUUUGUUUAAUAAAUAUAUUACCAAUGGUUA
Molecule: messenger RNA, 5076 nt
Organism: Leucoraja erinaceus (little skate)
Lineage: Eukaryota; Metazoa; Chordata; Chondrichthyes; Rajiformes; Rajidae
Product: dihydropyrimidine dehydrogenase [NADP(+)]-like
Exons: 23
Coding region: 285-3341 (1018 amino acids)
Biological process (GO): thymine catabolic process; uracil catabolic process
Cellular component (GO): cytosol; cytoplasm
Molecular function (GO): dihydropyrimidine dehydrogenase (NADP+) activity; NADP binding; uracil binding
Source: RefSeq, a predicted model, not a curated record